AUGUUCUUGACAUUAAAUGACGAAGCUGAGGAGCAGGUGUCGGUGCAGAGUGUGAAUGAUGGAGACGCAGAGAGGAAGUUCAUUACUGACAGAGCUGCUACACACUGUCCACAGGUGUAUCCUCAGCUGUCAGACGUGUCCCCGUGUCUGCCUCCCUCCUCCUUCCUCACCUGCUCAUCUGACAACACAAUCAGAGUGUGGCACGCCGACCCACCCACUGCCGCCACAGCACACAAGAACCUGUACAGCAACGACCUGUCAAGGAUUGUGUACGUUGGCGAGAAUACGCAGCACCUGCAGGCGGAGGGGAAGAAGGCAGAGGCAGCAGGGGCUGAUGAGUCUGGGAUCAGAGUACUGGGAAUCAGUCCGGAUGGUCGACACCUGGCUGCUGGAGACCGUUGUGGAAAUCUCCGUAUCUUCGCUCUAGAGUUCCUGGACGAGCUGGUGAAGAUCGAGGCUCAUGACUCUGAGGUUUUGUGUCUGGAGUUCUCGCCGACUUCAACAGGUUUGAAGCUGUUGGCGUCAGCCAGCCGGGACCGACUGAUCCACAUCUUCAACCUGGAGAAGAACUACAAUCUGGAACAGACUCUGAACGACCAUUCAGCCUCCAUCACCGCCGUCAAGUUCACAGGUGAGAGUCCAGAGGUUCAGAUAGUGAGCUGUGGAGCCGACAAAAGCAUCUACUUCCAGACGGCUGAACAGACGGCGGAGGGUCUCUCAUUCUCCAGGAGUCAUCACGUGGUGGAAAAGACGACGCUGUACGACAUGGACCUGGACUCCACCAAAAAGCACGUGGUCAUCGCCUGUCAGGACCGAAACGUCAGAGUUUACGACGUGGAAACUGGGAAGUUGAAGAGGUGUUUGAAAGGCUCGUCCAGCGAUGAAGGAUCUCUGCUGAAGGUUCAGAUGGACCCGUCCGGGAGCUUCUUCGCCACCAGCUGCUCCGAUAAAAAUAUCACCAUCUUUGACUACGAGUCAGGAGAGUGUGUUGCCACCCUGUUCGGACAUGCAGAGAUCAUCACUUGUAUGAGGUUCAGUCACGACUGUCGACACCUCAUCACUGUGUCAGGAGACAGUUGUGUGUUUGUGUGGCGACUGGACGCUCAGAUGACCUCCACCAUGAGGAAGAGGCGGGGCCUCAUACUGAAAGUUGCACCGGACGCCCGCCACCAAAAGCCUCAGAACAUCCGGAGGGAGACGUUCAUCACUGUUCCCUCGUCUCAGCUGCGUCAGGCGGAGGAAGAGGAGGAUGAGGAGGAGGAGGAGGAGGAGUCUGACCUCAGGACUCCUACCAGACUGGACUUGGCUCAGGAUGUUCCGCAGCUUCAGACCAAUGGAAAACUGCCCCUGUGGUUCAGAAAGGUGCAGGGUCAGGGCGGAGCCUCCACUGCCGACCAACCAGAUGCUGGGCCUCGUCAGUGUCGCAGUCGCUGGACAGAACAGCUGAAUCCUCUGACUAUCUGCUCCAACUGCUCCCCGAGCCCCCCCAAGAGUCCAGGGGAGGAGGAGGAGGAGGAGGACGAAGAAGACGAAGACUUCCACCCUCAGAGUCUGGAGAGUCUGCUGGGAGAUAACCAAGAGGAAGGAGAUGGAAAGGAGGAGGAGGAGGAGGAGGAGGAAGACUUUCACCCUCAGAGUGUGGAGAGAUUGAUGAAAGAUGGAGAACAAGAGGAGAAGGAGGUGCUGCAGCCUGCAGGUGAGAACCGGAGCAGCUACGUCCUCCACCCCAGCAGCAGCGCCCCCGUCAGGAAGUUUGACGUUGAAGACGUCCCUGACCCACAGACAUCGCUGAGCCAGCUGGAGGUCAGAGGUCAGGGGGCGGAGCCAGUGUGGCACACUCAGCUGAGCCCUGACUCCGCCUGCUUUGAGGGCUCUGCAGGAAGCGUGGAGCAGCCUCUUGAUGCCGACACAGACUCUCUGAGUCAGGGCAGCUCUGUGGGCAGUUUGGGUCCAGAGGACGAUGAGGACAGGAACCUGCUGAAGAACCAUUUUGAUACGCUGGCGUCGAGUCUGAGCGAAGAAAAGUUCGACACUGACCUCAGGACUCAGCAGCCUCCGGAGGAAAAACACUUCCUGAACCCUCGACUCAGCAUCUCCGCCCGCUUCCUGUCCCGCUUCCAGGACAGACUCAGGGUGUGGCCGAGUCGAGCUCCGCCCCCCGUCUCCAUCCCGACCAGGAUCUCAGAGGAGAGCGUCAUCGACACAUCGGAGAACGUGGAGUCGAGCAGCGACGUCGGGUCGAACAAGUCGACUCUCAGAGAGAGCUGCACCGUGAGAUGCAGCCCAUCCGUCCUCCACAGAAGAGCGUCCUCCAUUAUGUCCCAUCAGCCCCUUCGCCGCCCAACACGCCGCCGACGCCACACUGUGGUGGUCGUUCAGUGCAGAGAGACGCUGGGAGACGUCACCUCCACCAACAGCAUGGUGUCUGCGGUGCAGCAGCGGGCGUCACGGCUUGGAUACCUGGGAACCACCGCCAGCUCCAGGUCCAAAGUGAGCCAGGACCCCCCCACCUGCAGCUCCCCCUCCGCCCAGGAGGAGGAGAAGGAAAACCUUUGGUCCUCCUCAGACUCUCAUCCUGGUCCUGAUCCCCCCGAGGACCAGACCAGCAGUGUCGCUCUGUCCUCCCAGAAGCCCCGGCUUCAUCUACCUGCAGAGACCAGCCCUCAGGUGUGGACCACACCCACUGAGGGGCCGUCAGAGGGCGGAGCCAGCAGGUGGAGCACCAGCAGCAUUGAAAAAACACCGACAAAUCAAAACCAAAUGCUUAUCCCAAGCCCCGCCCCCUGCAUCACAUCCACGUGCUCUGUCUCUGGGGAGAGGGCCGGUCCAGAAUCAAACGAAACGCUUGGUGAUGAUUCCUCCUGUGGCCCCCCCACCUCUGCCUCCUGUCCACUUUCAGACAGACCCUGCCCCCCCCUCUCAGGUGCUGUUGAGGCGGUGACGCUGCAGCAGUGUCAGCAAGUCGCCAACGAGCUGCGACACACGACCAGACGAGCCGUGCGCCUCCACCAGCAGCUUGGUGAGUCGCUUGGCUUUGUGGAGCAGCGGCUACAGAUGUCCUCUGUCCUGCAGGAGGCGUUUGAAUCCGUUCACUCUGAGCUGCAGGUGGUCUUGCACGGAGAGGGGCAGGGCAGCAGCAGCACGCCCUCUGGUGGACUGGAGGGUGCAGGGACGGUGUCUCUGCUGGAGAAAUACUCUGAGCUGCUGCUGCAGAUGACGCAGAACAAACUGAACCGGAUCUGAUCACCAGGACACGUCAAUCUUAUUAAUAUCUUUAUUAGCGUCAGAACUUCAAACAUUAAAAGUUUUUUGUGUGUGUUUUUCUCCUCGAGUCACGACAGGAAGUGUGUGAGCGAUACGGAGGCUGAAGGAAACUUCAGCCUGGCGCAGUCGCUAAUCAAUCACAUUUCAUAUAUGUAAAGUUUUUACGAUCAGUAUUAAAUCAAGCGUGUUGUAUUGUUUGUAAAUCACGUCACUGUUUGUAAAUAAACCUGUUUUACAUGUU
Platichthys flesus (European flounder) is the source of this 3505-nucleotide messenger RNA. Its product is annotated as WD repeat-containing protein 62-like. Gene Ontology annotation, biological process: neurogenesis; mitotic spindle organization; regulation of mitotic cell cycle. Gene Ontology annotation, molecular function: protein binding. Lineage: Eukaryota; Metazoa; Chordata; Actinopteri; Pleuronectiformes; Pleuronectidae. Gene Ontology annotation, cellular component: mitotic spindle. The record is from RefSeq and is a predicted model, not a curated record.